Molecule: messenger RNA, 2292 nt
Organism: Phytophthora infestans T30-4
Lineage: Eukaryota; Oomycota; Peronosporomycetes; Peronosporales; Peronosporaceae
Product: TFIIH basal transcription factor complex helicase subunit
Exons: 2
Coding region: 1-2292 (763 amino acids)
Biological process (GO): nucleotide-excision repair; positive regulation of mitotic recombination; transcription by RNA polymerase II
Cellular component (GO): nucleus
Molecular function (GO): DNA helicase activity; hydrolase activity, acting on acid anhydrides, in phosphorus-containing anhydrides; ATP binding
Source: RefSeq, a predicted model, not a curated record
AUGAAGGUCGACAUCGAUGGGUUGGAGGUGGUCUUCCCGUACGAGCGCAUGUACUCGGAGCAGCUGCAGUACAUGCGCGAGCUGAAGCGUGCUCUGGAUGCACAGGGUCACUGUAUGCUGGAGAUGCCCACGGGUACAGGCAAGACGGUGUCUCUGCUGUCCUUAGUCUUAGCGUACAAGGCCGCCCAUCCUACUGCAGGAAAGCUCGUUUACUGCACCCGCACCGUCCCAGAGAUGGCCAAAUGUGUGGAGGAGAUCAAGAAGCUCAUCAAAUAUCGAGAACACUACUACGGGGACAAGGCGCAAGUCACAGCGGUGUGUCUAAGCUCCAGGCGCAAUAUGUGCGUCCACCCACGUGUCAUGGCGCAUGCUGACGGUGAAGACGUGGACGGCCAAUGCCGGAAAAUGACAGCGUCGUGGGUCGAAACGUGCUCGUUCUACGAGAACUACGACGCCAGGAAGAGCAACGACACCGUUCUACCACCUGGGGUCUACUCUGUAGACGACUUAAAGGAGCUGGGCGUCAAGAAAGGGUGGUGUCCUUAUUUCCUAACGAGAUAUGUCGUCACCUUUGCCGAUGUGGUAGUAUACAACUACCAAUACAUGCUGGAUCCGAAGGUCAGUCAACUGGUAUCCAGGAGUUUCGAGAAGGAGAGUAUCGUGGUGUUCGACGAGGCCCAUAAUAUCGACAAUGUGUGCAUUGAAGCGCUAAGCGUCGACUUAGAUCGACGUUCUCUAGAUAGAGCAUCCCGUAAUUUGACGACGCUAUCGGGUCAAGUGAACAAGUUGAAACAAGCCGACAAGUCCAGACUAGAUGCAGAGUACCGACGUCUAGUGGAAGGAUUACGGUCCAGUAACGCUGUCGUGGCUCCUAGUUACACGGAUCCAGCCACGAACCAAGCUAUCGACACUAGUAACGACAUCAUGAUCGCCAACCCAGUUCUCCCCGACGACGUGUUGGAUGAAGCCAUCCCGGGCAACAUUCGUCGUGCCGAGCACUUUGUGGCCUUUAUGCGUCGACUUAUCGAGUAUCUGCGUCAACGUAUCCGAGUGCGUCAAGUGGAAUCCGAGACACCGCAAGCUUUCCUUCACCACUUGCAUCAAGCUAUCAAUAUGGAGAUUAAACCCAUGAAGUUCUGCUACACAAGACUCAAUUCGUUGCUACGGACGCUGGAAGUAACGAAUUUAGAGGAGUAUAACUCGCUUACGGAUGUCGCUGACUUCGCGACGCUAGUGGCGACAUAUGCCGAGGGAUUCAUGCUCAUUAUCGAGCCAUUCGACAGCGCUUCAGGCGUACACGACCCGGUGUUACAGCUCUCGUGUUUAGACGCUUCGUUGGCGAUUCGACCGGUGUUUGAACGCUUCUCCAGCGUCGUUAUCACGUCGGGGACACUCUCUCCUAUCGACUUGUACCCGAGGCUACUGAAUUUUAACCCUGUGAUCCGCGAAUCGCUGCCCAUGUCAGUGUAUCGCUCGAGUAUUUGUCCAUUGGUGAUCACUCGUGGCAGCGACCAGAUGCCCGUGAGCACCAAGUUCGACUUACGUGACGAUCUGUCCGUGGUCCGUAACUACGGCACGUUACUGUUAGAAAUGGCGGCGUGUACUCCAGACGGUAUGGUGUGUUUCUUCCCGUCGUAUCUCUACAUGGAGAAGAUUAUCGGCCAGUGGGACUCGCUCGGUGUGCUCAAGCGUGUACUGAGCAGUAAGCUUCUCUUUAUUGAGACCAAGGACAUCGUGGAGACGACGCUGGCGUUGGAUAACUACAAGAAGGCCUGUGAUUGCGGCAGAGGAGCCAUCUUCUUCUCUGUUGCACGUGGUAAAGUGGCAGAAGGGAUCGAUUUCGACCGCCAUUACGGACGUGCAGUGAUUCUAUUCGGGAUCCCGUUCCAGUACACGCUAUCCAAUACGUUACGGGCUCGGUUAGAGUAUCUGCGCUAUACGCACCAGAUCCGAGAAGGCGAUUUCCUAACGUUUGACGCGCUACGUCAAGCUGCGCAAUGUGCUGGCCGAGUGCUUCGUAGCAAGACCGAUUACGGACUUGUUAUCUUCGCUGACUCGCGUUACAACCGUGCGGAUAAGCGCACGAAGUUGCCGCCUUGGAUCUUGCAGUUCCUCGUGAACUCGCACCUCAACUUGUCGGUGGAUAUGGCGGUGUUUAUGGCCAAGAAGUACCUGUCGUUGAUGGCGCAGCCUGUGGACGAGUCCACGAGCGUCAACUCGAUCCUGCUAGAUGCCGAUGGAGUUGCCAAGUGGCUUGGUAAACACCCUAAGGAAGACGAGAGCAUGCAGUAA